AUGGCUAAUACCACAUACGUCUUGUCGAUGCCAGCCUCCGCUCCAGGCGAACAGGGAAGGGCCAUCGUUUAUUUCCUACCCGUCGACAAAAAUGUAACAUGUGAUAUCAAAGUGUUCUAUACGCCAGCGCAGAACUCCACGAAAGAAAGCAGUGUGCAUCUGGAAUUGAAUGACACUGGAACCAUUUGGGCAUAUAAGCGGACCGCUCAAAGAUACGUGAUGUUUGUUAAUGGUACAGGAAAAUUCGUUGUUGUGGCGGCAGUUAACUCGCUUCCUCUGUCUGAUGACGAAUCUGAGCUGCGCACUGACUUCGGUUGCUUCAUGCCAACUCCAAUCCUAGAUCAAACAUGUGAAGGCAAUUCUGUUUUGGACACCCACAUCACGACAUUGCUCACCACGGGACGGUUCUUUGUGACCGUACCUGCUCCUAUUUGUGAGCUAUCCGUUGAAACUCGUACUGCCAGUGGAAUAACUGAUGUUACGACAGUAUCUGCCACA
Gongylonema pulchrum is the source of this 498-nucleotide messenger RNA. The record is from the annotation of a GenBank genome assembly. NCBI's taxonomy places the organism in Eukaryota, Metazoa, Nematoda, Chromadorea, Rhabditida, Gongylonematidae.